Leucoraja erinaceus (little skate) is the source of this 2863-nucleotide messenger RNA. Its product is annotated as olfactomedin-4-like. Gene Ontology annotation, biological process: signal transduction. The coding region runs from base 95 to 1501 and encodes 468 amino acids. Lineage: Eukaryota; Metazoa; Chordata; Chondrichthyes; Rajiformes; Rajidae. The transcript has 5 exons. The record is from RefSeq and is a predicted model, not a curated record.
GAAUGUGUGUCUACAGGGAGGAGUUUCUGCCGAGGUGGCUAUUUAAACCCCUUUCUGCAGGUCCAGGUGCAUCGGAACUGAGGACCGAAGAACCAUGAUGUUCCUCGUCCUGCUGCUGCAGCUGGCAAGUGCUGUCUUGCCUUCAUUUGGCCAGAAUGCCAGCGGUUCAAUCAACAACGAUGGCAUCUGUGAAUGCUCGGUCAUAUUGCCGGUCAAUACCUUCCCAGUGGAAAGAAUGGAAUAUUUGGAAAGAACAUCACGGAAACUCAAUAUCAGCGUGCAACUUGAAAUUAGCAAGGUGAAGGAAUACACACACACUAUGUCGGUGUACACGUCCAGGCUGGUGAACCUGACCCGGCGUGUGGAGAGGAUAGAGACCGGGGGCUCCUACACCCAGCUUGACUUUGAGCUGCUCAAGCUGGAGAUACGAGAGCUGGUGUCCCUCACCUCCCAGCUGAAGGUCACGCUCAACGGAAGCAACACCAUCAUCAACCAGCUCUUCAAAGAGAUUGAGAACAUAUCGCUCACCGUCAGUAAGCUGGAGUCGUACGAUAAACUCAACGUGCUGGAGAUCCGUCGGGAGAUCGCUUCGCUGAGGCUGAGACUCAGCGACUGUGAGGAGGAUCGCGCUGUCCCCACACCCAAGCCCAUUGACUACGGAAGCUGCCAACACGGCGGUCUACUCAAUGUAUCCGAGCCGUUUGUGGUGCAGCUGAACUGGAAAGGAUCUGGUGCUAAGUACGGAGGCUGGGGCAAGGACCCCUCACCUGUGCCCACUAAAGAGGCACUCUACUGGGUUGCACCACUAAUAAACGAACAGAGACUGGACACCUUCAGGCUCUACGCUUCAUUCGACGAGCUUCUGCUCACCAGGAACCCGAUCGAUAAGAACCUGGUGAUUCCUGGCCGCUACCCAAGCUAUGUCAAGACAGGGCAGGGCAGUGGGAUGGUCUUGUACAAUAACUCCUUGUAUUACAACUGUUAUACCAGUAGGGACAUGUGCAGGUAUAACGUAGACACCAACGUAUUCGAGAGACAGACUCUGGCUGGGGCAGUCUUUAAUAACAGGUUCUCAUACCAAGGUGUGAAGUACCAGGACAUGGACUUUGCGGUAGAUGAGUCUGGAAUGUGGGUUAUUUACUCCACUGAAGAAAAUGCUGGCAAUAUAGUUAUUAGUAAGCUCAACAUGACCUCCUUCACUGUUGAGAGGACAUGGAUCACCAAGCAGUUCAAACCUGGCGUCUCCAGUGCCUUCAUGAUCUGUGGGGUGCUGUACGCCAUUAGACCUGUUAACACCAGAGUGGAGGAGAUUUUCUUUACAUUUGACACCAGGACCAGUGAGGAAGGUAGGAUCUCUAUAAAGAUGAAUAAAAUGCUGGAGCUACUGCAGAGUGUCAACUACAACCCAUCCGAUCACAAGCUGUACGUGUACAAUGAUGGCUACGAGGUGACGUACAAUGCGAUAUUUAAACCGUACGUCCCUCCUUCCGACAAGAAAUAAUGCCAAUACAUCAACAGCCUCAACUACCUCCUCCGGCAGCUCGUUCCAUACACCCACCAUCCUUUUGUAUGAAAAAGUUACCCCUCAAAUUCCUAUUAAAUCUUUCCUCCCCCCUCACCAUAAACCUGUCCUUUGAUUCAUGGAAACAUAGUAACAUAGAAAAUAGGUGCAGGAGUAGAGGCCAUUCGGCCCUUCGAGCCUGCACCGCCAUUCAAUAUGAUCAUGGCUGAUCAUCCAACUCACUAUCCCAUCCCUGCCUUCUCUCCAUACCCCCUGAUCCCUUUAGCCACAAGGGCCACAUCUAACUCCCUCUUAAAUUUGGCCAAUGAAUUGUGGCCUCAACUACGUUCUGUGGCAGAGAGUUCCUGCACAUUCACAUCAUCCCACACCAAGUCAAGUCAAGUCAAGUUAUUUGUCACAUACACAUACGAGAUGUGCAGUGAAAUGCACAAUUGAAACAGGGACAAUUUACAAUUUUUCCAGAAGCCAAUUAGACUACAAGCCAGUAUGUCUUUGGCGUGUGGGAGGAAACUGGAGCACCCGGGGAAAACCCACGCAGCUCAUGCAGAGAACGUGCAAACUCCACACAGACAGCACCCGUGGUCAGGAUCCAACCCGAGUUGGGUGACUGAGAAUCGUUGGUGGAACUGGGAGGAAUUCCCUGUUCUCCAAAAUACUCCCUGGGAUCUUGAGACGUUCCAUCCAAGUAUCUCCAAGGAACCACACCUUAGGUGAUAUCCGUGCCUAACAUGAUGCCAAGAUAACCUGUGUGGGAAGGAACGGCAGAUGCACUGUAGAUAGACACAAAACUCUGGAGUAACACAGCGGGACAGGCAGCACCUUUGGAUAGAAGGAAUGGGUGGCCUUUCAGGAUGAGACCCUUCUUCUGAAGAAGGAUCUCGACCCAAAACGUCACCUAUUCUUUCUAUCCAGAGAUGCUGCCUUUCCCGUUGAGUUACUCCAGCAUUUUGUGUCUCAGUGAAGAUAAACUAUUCUGACCUACCUACACAUGAGCCAUAUUGCUCCAUUUCCAGCAUAUCCAUGUGCAAAACUCCAUCAAAUUAAGAAAAACUUAAGGUGCAUAGACUUUGAAUUAUUUUGCUUGUAAUUGCUUUUCAUGUAAUGAAUGUAAUAUCUAACAACUGCAGUGAUUGCAGGAGGACUAGGUAUAAACCUGAAGGAAUAAUGUCCUGAACCUUAAUCUGGGAGGAAUAUUUUUCAGAUCUAGUCAUUGAUCCACAAUCUUAAGUCUUUUUCUGACAUUGAUUAACACUGAGGUGACAAAUGGUUAUUAGUUUAAGUUGAUAUGAUCUUACUUGCAAAAUGAAAUGUAAAUAUGUGAAUAAAUAACGUCAAAAUCAA